Molecule: messenger RNA, 3869 nt
Organism: Rhinopithecus roxellana (golden snub-nosed monkey)
Lineage: Eukaryota; Metazoa; Chordata; Mammalia; Primates; Cercopithecidae
Gene: KCNB1
Product: potassium voltage-gated channel subfamily B member 1
Exons: 3
Coding region: 273-2849 (858 amino acids)
Biological process (GO): protein homooligomerization; potassium ion transmembrane transport
Cellular component (GO): voltage-gated potassium channel complex; membrane
Molecular function (GO): protein binding; delayed rectifier potassium channel activity
Source: RefSeq, a predicted model, not a curated record
GGCCCGGCCCAGCCCGGCCCCGGGACCGCCGCUGCCCACGGGCGGGGGCGCCCGGGCGGCCGGGACGAUGCGCGGUCCCUGGCCCCAGGAGGCGGCCGCCCUGGGGCCGUCGGGAUGGAGGUGAGAAGACGGCCGUGACGCGCGCCCGCGCGGCCCCCUGCACCCCCAGCAGCCCACAGCGCUCCCUGCCCCCCUCCCCCGCAGCAGCGGGCCUUGCCGUCGACUGACAGCGGCCUGGGGGGGCAGGGGGGGCGGGGGCGGCCGGAUCAGCGAUGCCGGCGGGCAUGACGAAGCAUGGCUCCCGCUCCACCAGCUCGCUGCCGCCCGAGCCCAUGGAGAUCGUGCGCAGCAAGGCGUGCUCUCGGCGGGUCCGCCUCAACGUCGGGGGGCUGGCGCACGAGGUGCUCUGGCGUACCCUGGACCGCCUGCCCCGCACGCGGCUGGGCAAGCUCCGCGACUGCAACACGCACGACUCGCUGCUCGAGGUGUGCGACGACUACAGCCUCGACGACAACGAGUACUUCUUUGACCGCCACCCGGGCGCCUUCACCUCCAUCCUCAACUUCUACCGCACUGGGCGACUGCACAUGAUGGAGGAGAUGUGCGCGCUCAGCUUCAGCCAAGAGCUCGACUACUGGGGCAUCGACGAGAUCUACCUGGAGUCCUGCUGCCAGGCCCGCUACCACCAGAAGAAAGAGCAGAUGAACGAGGAGCUCAAGCGUGAGGCCGAGACUCUGCGGGAGCGGGAAGGCGAGGAGUUCGAUAACACGUGCUGUGCAGAGAAGAGGAAAAAACUCUGGGAUCUACUGGAGAAGCCCAAUUCCUCGGUGGCUGCCAAGAUCCUUGCCAUAAUUUCCAUCAUGUUCAUCGUCCUCUCCACCAUUGCCCUGUCCCUCAACACGCUGCCUGAGCUACAGAGCCUCGAUGAGUUCGGUCAGUCCACAGACAACCCCCAGCUGGCCCACGUGGAGGCUGUGUGCAUCGCAUGGUUCACCAUGGAGUACCUGCUGCGGUUCCUCUCCUCGCCCAAGAAGUGGAAGUUCUUCAAGGGCCCACUCAAUGCCAUUGACUUGUUGGCCAUUCUGCCGUACUAUGUCACCAUUUUCCUCACUGAAUCCAACAAGAGCGUGCUGCAAUUCCAGAAUGUCCGCCGCGUGGUCCAGAUCUUCCGCAUCAUGCGAAUUCUCCGCAUCCUUAAGCUUGCACGCCACUCCACUGGCCUCCAGUCCCUGGGCUUCACUUUGCGGAGGAGCUACAAUGAAUUGGGCUUGCUCAUCCUCUUCCUCGCCAUGGGCAUUAUGAUCUUCUCCAGCCUUGUCUUCUUUGCUGAGAAGGAUGAGGACGACACCAAGUUCAAAAGCAUCCCAGCCUCUUUCUGGUGGGCCACCAUCACCAUGACUACUGUUGGGUAUGGAGACAUCUACCCCAAGACUCUCCUGGGGAAAAUUGUUGGGGGACUCUGCUGCAUUGCAGGAGUCCUGGUGAUUGCUCUUCCCAUCCCCAUCAUUGUCAAUAACUUCUCUGAGUUCUAUAAGGAGCAGAAGAGACAGGAGAAAGCAAUCAAACGGCGAGAGGCUCUGGAGAGAGCCAAGAGGAAUGGCAGCAUCGUAUCCAUGAACAUGAAGGAUGCUUUUGCCCGGAGCAUUGAGAUGAUGGACAUUGUGGUUGAGAAAAAUGGGGAGAAUAUGGGUAAGAAAGACAAAGUACAAGAUAACCACUUGUCUCCUAACAAAUGGAAAUGGACAAAGAGAACACUGUCUGAAACCAGUUCAAGUAAGUCCUUUGAAACUAAGGAGCAGGGAUCCCCUGAAAAAGCCAGAUCAUCUUCUAGUCCUCAGCACCUGAACGUUCAGCAGUUGGAAGACAUGUACAAUAAGAUGGCCAAGACCCAAUCCCAACCCAUCCUCAAUACCAAGGAGUCAGCAGCACAGAGCAAACCAAAGGAAGAACUUGAAAUGGAGAGUAUCCCUAGCCCCGUAGCCCCUCUGCCCACUCGCACAGAAGGGGUCAUCGACAUGCGAAGUAUGUCGAGUAUUGAUAGCUUCAUUAGCUGUGCCACAGACUUCCCUGAGGCCACCAGAUUCUCCCACAGCCCUUUGACAUCACUCCCCAGCAAGACUGGGGGCAGCACAGCCCCAGAAGUAGGCUGGCGGGGAGCUCUGGGUGCCAGUGGUGGUAGGUUCGUGGAGGCCAACCCCAGCCCUGAUGCCAGCCAGCACUCUAGUUUCUUCAUUGAGAGCCCCAAGAGUUCCAUGAAAAAUAACAACCCUUUGAAGCUCCGAGGACUUAAAGUCAACUUCAUGGAGGGCGACCCCAGUCCACUCCUCCCCGUUCUAGGGAUGUACCACGACCCUCUUAGGAACCGGGGGAGUGCUGCAGCUGCUGUCGCUGGACUGGAGUGUGCCACACUUUUGGACAAGGCUGUGCUGAGCCCAGAGUCCUCAAUCUACACCACAGCAAGUGCUAAGACACCCCCCCGGUCUCCUGAGAAACACACAGCAAUAGCGUUCAACUUUGAGGCGGGUGUCCACCAGUACAUUGACGCAGACACAGAUGAUGAGGGGCAGCUGCUCUACAGUGUGGACUCCAGCCCCCCUAAAAGCCUCCCUGGGAGCACCAGUCCGAAGUUCAGCACAGGGACAAGAUCGGAGAAAAACCACUUUGAAAGCUCCCCUUUACCCACCUCCCCUAAGUUCUUAAGGCAGAACUGUAUUUACUCCACAGAAGCAUUGACUGGAAAAGGCCCCAGUGGUCAGGAAAAGUGUAAACUUGAAAACCACAUCUCCCCUGACGUCCGUGUGUUGCCAGGGGGAGGAGCCCAUGGAAGCACACGAGACCAGAGCAUCUGAACUGCCCCACCUUGGAGGAGAGACUUUUGGGUGAGGUCCAAAGAGGAGAGCUGUCCAGCUUACCUGCCACAGAGCUUUUCUGCAUGAACUCUGGAACAGAAAGGCCCUGUAAAGCCCUCAGAGAGAAGAGAGACUCCAGAGAAGGCUCCCUAAGACCUUGAGAGCCAUGACAGGUCCAUCAGCAUGAAGUUGGCCAAGCCAUAGGGCACAGCACCUCCUUGUAACAACUCUAUUGCCCUUUUUGGGAGAUGACAUGAGUGUAACUCACAGCCACCACUACCACCACUUUAGACAGGACUGAGGCCACAUACUCCCCAUUCUUCUCUCAUGGCUUUCCAUCUCAGCCUUGGAGGGCAACAUUUCCAAUCCUCCUGGCUUCAGCUGGAGAAGGAUGCUGGAACAAGCGGCUGGUGUUGAAAGAGUGGGUUGACCAAUUUGGUAUUGAAUGUUGCCCAGCCACCCCUAGGAACACCUGUCCAUCACCUCCUGGAUGGAUUCCACUGUUAGACAGCUACAGGGAAUGAUUGGUCACGGGGAAGUCUCUGCGCCAUAAGCCACGAUCCCAGCUCAAAACCCUUACUCAAAUGUCUUCAUUGACUUCAGUAUUCCGUAGUACCUGAUAUUUUAUUUUGAGAUACCAUCAGGGUGAGUUGCACCACUUGUACUCAAUUCUAAUUGCCCCCUGGCAAUCUGGGAAGGGUUCAGAAGGUGGGAACCCAGCCAACAGCAUGAACUCAGAGCAUUGCUUUAGGGUUGGAGGAGGAACACGCUUUCUUUACAUCACUAGUGUAGACUCAAAAGAUAUGCAAGUGUCAAAUAUGCAAAAGAAAUAGUUUAUUCAAAGAGACUGUGUGUUACUGAAGAACAGUAUAAAAAUAUGAUUUUUUUUUACUUGCAAAAAUGAAAGGAAAAAAAUACCCCGCAUUGAAAUGCCCAGUUCAGACUGAAUAAUUCCUGCUGCAGCAAGGAAAGUACCUACUAUAAUAGAAAUUCUGUUUUGUUUUCUGUGGUUUUCAAGUU